AUGUAUAGAACAAAUUUACUCCUCGCAGUGCUGGCACUGCUCACGGCAUCUGCUCACGCCCAUACGGUCUUCACCACCCUCUACGUCGACGGAGAGAGCCAAGGCGACGGGGUGUGUGUCCGCAUGAACCAAAACCCCAGCAAAGCGAGCUUCCCCAUCGAGCCUCUCUCCAGCAAGAACGUCGCCUGCGGCUACGACGGCGAGAAAGGCGUCGCGCGCGUCUGCCCCGCCAAAGCCUCGUCAACGCUCACCUUCGAAUUCCGCGAGUACGCCGACAACUCGCAGCCGGGCUCCAUCGACGAAAGCCACAAGGGCCCCUGCGCCGUCUACAUGAAGAAAGUCGCCGACGCGACGGCGGACAACAACGCCGCCGGCGACGGGUGGUUCAAGAUCUGGCAGGCGGACUACGACGCGGCCAGCGGCAAGUGGUGCACGGAGAAGAUGAUCGAGAAUAAUGGGCACAUCUCCGUGCAGAUCCCCUCGGAUAUCGAGGCGGGAUACUACCUGGUGCGGCCGGAGUUGCUGGCGCUGCAUGCGGCGCAGGAUAGCCCGCCGGAUCCGCAGUUCUACGUCGGCUGUGCGCAGGUGUUUGUGCAGUCGACCGGGACGGCGAAGCCGGCGACGGUGACGAUUGGCGAGGGGACGUAUGAUCUGAGUCUGCCCGGCAUGACGUACAACAUCUACCAAACGCCGUUGUCGCUGCCGUACCCGAUGUACGGGCCGCCGGUGUACGAGGCUGGGGCCAAUGCUGAGGCUGGCAAGACUGGGUCAGUGCCGACCAACGUUUGCAGGAACAAGCGGGCCAUGCUGGUCCAGAACAAAGGUCUCAAGCCAGAGGGGUGUAUCCUGGUCCGAGAUAACUGGUGCGGUUUCGAGGUGCCGUCGUAUACAGACGAAGAGGGCUGCUGGGCUUCAUCGAAGAACUGCUGGGAUCAAGCCGAUGUCUGCUGGAACACGGCGCCUCCAACGGGGUCGGCGCAUUGCCAGAUCUGGUCGGACAAAUGCACGGCUCUUGAUGAAUCGUGCAGCAACAAGGUGUGGCCGGGUCCUCCGAACGCAGGCAAGGACCUCACCCCGACGCCGUCUCCGUUGGUGGGAUCAAUCAAAGUAUUUGAGCGUGGGGUCCGGACGCAUAUCAAGAGAAGAAGAUAUACUCAUGUUUGA
Messenger RNA from Aspergillus thermomutatus, 1164 nucleotides. RefSeq names its product lytic polysaccharide monooxygenase auxiliary activity family 9 protein. The record is from RefSeq and is a predicted model, not a curated record. The coding region runs from base 1 to 1164 and encodes 387 amino acids. The transcript is spliced from 3 exons. Lineage: Eukaryota; Fungi; Ascomycota; Eurotiomycetes; Eurotiales; Aspergillaceae.